CCUCCCCCAGCGGAUCCCCGGCCGCCCCUCGGCUCUCCCCCGGGCUUCUAGCGCAGCCCCCCGGGGUGCCCAUCCAUUUCCUUGGGUGACUACAGCGUGUGUCUUGUUUUUCUUUCUUUUUCUCCCCUCCCUGUGUGCCCUUCUCCAGGAUGGCAGAGGCGGAGUUGCACAAGGAAAGGCUGCAAGCCAUAGCAGAAAAAAGAAAGAGGCAGACUGAAAUAGAAGGCAAGCGACAGGAACUUGAUGAGCAGAUACUUUUGCUGCAGCAUUCCAAGUCCAAAGUGCUUCGGGAAAAAUGGCUGCUGCAGGGUAUCCCCGCUGGAACUGCCGAAGAGGAGGAAGCCAGGAGGCGGCAGUCUGAGGAAGAUGAGUUCAGAGUCAAACAACUGGAAGAUAACAUCCAGAGGCUGGAGCAGGAAAUCCAAGCGCUAGAAAGUGAAGAGUCCCAGAUAUCUGCCAAAGAGCAAAUCAUCCUAGAGAAACUAAAGGAGACAGAAAAAUCCUUUAAGGACUUUCAGAAGAGCUUCUCCAAUGUGGAUGGAGAUGCAGUAAAUUACAUUUCCUCCCAGCUCCCCGACCUGCCAAUCCUCUGUUCACGAACAGCAGAACCAUCACCUGGGCAGGACGGGACUAGCAGAGCCACUGCUGUGUACGCCAUGGAAAUUAAUGUGGAGAAAGACAAACAAACAGGAGAGACCAAGAUUCUCUCUGCAUCCACCAUUGGCCCAGAGGGGGUCCAUCAGAGAGGAGUCAAAGUCUAUGAUGACGGUACCAAAGUAGUAUAUGAGGUGCACUCAGGAGGCACUGUGGUAGAAAAUGGAGUGCACAAGUUAAGCUCAAAGGAUGUAGAAGCGCUUAUUCAGAAGGCUGGACAAUCAAGCUUCAGAGGAGGGCACGUGUCAGAAAGAACUGUGAUUGCAGACGGGAGCCUCGGCCACCCGAAGGAACACAUGCUCUGCAAAGAAGCCAAGUUAGAAAUGGUACAUAAGUCUAGGAAAGAUCAUUCUUCUGGGACCCCAGGGCAGCAGCCCCAAGCCCCCAGCUCUGAAGGGCCCGAGGCCAACUUGGAUCAACCAGUCACCAUGAUUUUCAUGGGGUACCAAAAUAUCGAGGAUGAAGAGGAGACGAAGAAGGUGCUAGGCUAUGAUGAGACCAUCAAGGCGGAAUUGGUCCUCAUUGACGAAGACGAUGAGAAGUCAUUGAGGGAGAAGACAGUGACAGACGUGUCCACCAUCGAUGGGAAUGCAGCUGAGCUUGUGUCCGGGAGGCCGGUCUCAGACACCACAGAGCCCUCAUCCCCAGAAGGAAAGGAAGAGAGCCUGGCCACAGAGCCAGCCCCAGGGGUCGGGUGGGAGAGUAUGCUGCUAAAGGGAGAUGAGGCAGCCUCAGAUGCCACAGAAACAUCCAGCACAGACAUGACUGUCAAGAAGCCUCCCCAGCUUUCUGAGGAUGAUAUCCGGCUAAAAAACCAGCGAGACAACUGCAGUGCCAACCCCUUGGAGCCUGCAACCAGCUCCCUUCCCCCAGAUCACAAAAACAUGGAAAUUGAGGUCUCUGUUGCGGAAUGUAAAAGUGUUCCCGGAAUCACCUGUACCCCACAUUCCAUGGACCACUCCUCCCCUUUCUACUCACCCCCCCACAAUGGCCCCCUCGGUGAUCACCAUGAAGCUCUGGAUAAGGAUGUGGCCAGAGAGAUCCGCUAUCUAGACGAGGUGCUGGAGGCCAGCUGCUGUGAUUCUGCUGUGGACGUAACUUACAACGGUACAUCGUCCCCGGAGCCGGGCGCAGCCAUCGUGGGGGGUGGCCCAAGCCCACCAGGCCACGCAGUGGUCCAGCCGGACCCCCCGGAAAGGGCAGCUGAUAGACAGGCCCCUCCUCACACUGAGCUCAGUACCAGCUACUCUGACGCCAUGGCAGAGGGCGAAAAAGCCAAUGGCCACUCCCCCGCCCAGCCCCGAGAUCUGCUGGGGGACAGCCUGCAGGCCCCCGCGAGCCCCAGCUCCUCCACCAGCUCGCGGUGCUCGGGCCGCGAUGGGGAGCUCACGCUGACCACGCUGAAGAAGGCGGCCAAGUUUGAGCUGCGUGCCUUCCACGAGGACAAGAAGCCCUCCAAGCUCUUUGAGGACGACGAGAAUGAGAAGGAACAGUACUGUGUCAGGAAAGUCAGGCCUUCGGAAGAGAUGCUGGAGCUGGAAAAGGAAAGGAGAGAGCUCAUCCGGAGUCAGGCGGUGAAAAAGAAUCCUGGCAUUGCGGCAAAAUGGUGGAAUCCUCCCCAGGCCAAAACCACAGAGGAGCAGCUGGACGAGGAGCCUCUGGAGUCGCACAAGAAAUACAAGGAGCGCAAGGAGAGAAGAGCGCAGCGGGAGCCGGGGCCGACGCCACGGCAGCCCCUCCCCGCGCAGCUGUGCGCGGCCUCUGCCGCCCCGAGCGAGCACGCAAAGGAGGACAUCGUCACCGAGCAGAUAGACUUCUCCGCAGCGCGCAAACAGUUCCAGCUCAUGGAGAGUUCCGGGCCAACAGUGGCCAAGGGCCAGAGUACACCCAGGCUCUUCUCUAUCAAGCCCUUUUACAGGCCUCUAGGGUCAAUCAACUCAGACAAGCCACCGACCAUCUCGAGACCAGCUUCCAUCGGGGGGCCUCCAGAAGACGGGGGUGCAUCGGCAGCCAAGGGGCAGAAAGCGAGCUGUGCCCUGGAGAGCCAGUCUUCGGGGGGAAGCCAGGGUAGCACAGCGCCUCAGGGGAAGGAAGGGCCCUACAGUGAGCCUUCCAAACGCGGGCCCUUAUCCAAACUGUGGGCGGAGGACGGGGAGUUUACCAGUGCCCGGGCCGUCCUCACUGUGGUCAAGGAUGACGACCCUGGGAUCUUGGAUCAGUUUUCCAAGUCAGUCAAUGUCUCUCUGACCCAAGAGGAGCUUGACUCUGGUUUGGAUGAAUUGUCAGUGAGGUCCCAGGAUACCACUGUCCUGGAGACCCUGUCCAAUGAUUUUAGCAUGGACAACAUCAGUGACAGCGGGGCAUCCAAUGAGACCACCAACGCCCUCCAGGAAAACUCACUGGCCGAUUUUUCUCUGCCCCAGACUCCACAAACUGACAACCCUUCCGAGGGCCGGGGAGAAGGCGUCUCCAAGUCAUUUAGUGAUCACGGUUUCUAUUCCCCUUCGUCCACACUGGGAGACUCGCCCUCGGUUGACGACCCCUUGGAAUAUCAGGCUGGUCUCCUGGUGCAGAAUGCCAUUCAACAAGCCAUAGCCGAGCAAGUGGAUAGAGCCGUGUCCGAAACCAGCCAGGGUGGGAUAGAGCAGCAGGGACCUGGAGCAACUCUAGAGGAAGCCGGAACUGGGGCUCCCGGCUCAGAGAAGCCUCAGAGCACGUUUGAGCCACCCCAGGUGUCCUCUCCUGUUCAGGAGAAAAGGGAGGUGUUACCAAAGAUUCUGCCUGACGAAGACAGGGCACUCAGGGAAAGGGGGCCCUCCCAGCCGCCACCCGCAGUGCUGCCCAGUGGCCCGGUAAACAUGGAGGAGACCAGACCGGAAGGGAGCUAUUUCAGCAAGUACUCGGAGGCAGCUGAGCUGAGAAGCACAGCCUCGCUCCUGGCCACUCAGGAGUCCGAUGUGAUGGUUGGGCCCUUCAAGCUGAGGUCCAGGAAGCAGCGGACUUUGUCCAUGAUCGAGGAAGAGAUCCGAGCAGCCCAGGAAAGGGAAGAGGAGCUGAAGAGGCAGAGACAGGUCUUGCAGAGUACCCAGAGCCCCAGGGCAAAGAACGCCCCGUUGCUGCCCUCCCGAACAUCAUGCUACAAAACGGCGCCAGGGAAAAUAGAGAAAGUCAAACCUCCUCCAUCCCCCUCACCUGAAGGCCCCAGCUCACAGCCUGACUUAGCCCCCGAAGAGGCUGCCGGAUCCCAGCGGCCCAAGAAUCUGAUGCAGACCCUCAUGGAAGACUAUGAGACCCACAAAUCUAAAAGGCGUGAGAGAAUGGAUGAUAGUAGUUACACCUCUAAGUUACUGUCUUGCAAGGUGACUUCCGAGGUCCUUGAGGCCACACGGGUUAAUCGAAGAAAGAGCGCCCUGGCCUUGCGCUGGGAGGCAGGGAUCUAUGCCAACCAGGAGGAAGAAGACAAUGAAUAACAAACUUCCUUCCACCCAGGAAGCUUCUUUGGUGCUUGGGUUACCAAGAAACCAAGAAAUCCACACAUUGAAGCAUUUUAAUGGAAUAUUUAUUAAAGUGCGAACAAACUCAGCAAUCCUUAUGUAGACCAGAAGCUGCAAUGACCAACGAUGAAAAAUCAAGUGAAAAGCACCCACCCAUCAAACUCUAUAAACACCCAGGAGUCAAAAGAGAAAGAAUUUUUUUUUUUUUUGAGACUCAAAGUAUCACCUGGAUGUGGACCAGUCCUUUGAUCCAAAAGGACAAGCAGAUCCACAUGGUUGCUACACGCAGAACUGAGACUAGCCCCGCUGGGUGAUGAGGACAAACAUUGGUAACAGGGCCAUUUAGUGCAGUAGAGCCCAGACUGGUGCAAUCUACAAGGCGUAGGAUGCUCCCUGCACCAGCUUCCCGCCUUCACUCACGGCAUCCGAGGUGUUGGGAUAACUUCGUUUACUCCAGCAGCCAUAAAAUCAAAUGCAAGUUUCUCUUUAUUGGCCCGGAAGAGGCAAUUAGGAUUCCAUUUCUCUUACAUUUAAUUGUUUUUAAUUGGGAGCAAUCAAUGAUGGCAAUACAUAAAAUCCACAUUUUCAAGACAAUGUUUCUUCAUGUUGCAAACAAUCUAUUCUACAGGAAGGGGUUGAGAAAGAGGGAGAAAGCCAAACCAAAUGGAUUGUCUUAGCUUUAGGAUCUCAUCUGCUUAUAGUAUUUGCUGUUUAUGAGAACACAUUUUCACAAUUAUGUUUCUUCAUAUGAAAACUAUAUUUAGUGGGCAACAACUAUUUUUAUGAUGGGAUGGGGGGAGCAUAUCCAUGUGUAAAAUCUACACAUUCAACAGCUUGGCUCAAGAUGGUAGGGGUAUUUUUAGAAUGGCAAUAAUUGAAAAAGGGCAAACUCUGCCUUAGAGAGGCAGAGGACGGGAAAUAAAAAGGUGUUUAUAACUAUAUUUUAUAUUAUAAAGUGGACCUUGCUUGGUAGGAAGAAUGAUAGGAUUAUUUUGGAUCAGUCGGAAGGGAAUCAUUAAAGAAAAGGUCAUGAAGAUAGAGAAACAGGGAGGGAGAAAGUAGGAAAAUAAGGAAGUAAGAGAGAUUAUUUUUGCUGAGCAACCAGUGUUUUUCAGGAUGAUAAAGAGAAAAAUAUAGAAUAGAAAUUUAAGCGCAGGCUUGGAAUCAGCUACAGAUCCUAAAGAUGUGUGUGUGUGUGUGUGUGUGUGUGUGUGUGUGCGCGCACGCGCGUGCGUGCGCGUCUCUGUGUGUUUGGGUAAAGUGUGUGUACAAGGAUUUUAAAAUUCCAGAAUGAUCAUGGGACAAGGGUGUACAGUUAUUUCCUCCAAAGCUAUUUGCCAGCGUCAGGAGUGAGUGAGAAUUUCUUUUUUAUGAAAAGGGAUAUAGAGGCACCGACCUGAUACAGUAUUUGUAAUAUUAAAUUGACCUAACCUGGUAUUUGCAUGAGUCACAAUUGAAAAGUUUUGAGCGGUUUUGUAAUUUGACAUUUAGAAAAGUACCAUAUUUAUUCUCAUGCUUUGUAUUCGUAGCUUAGUAUACUGUAGAGGAUGCCAGGUUUACUCUCUGUCAUUUAAAGCAAUAUGAUAAGGGUAUUCAAUAAUUGGGUGCCCCGAAUUUCUGGAUGAGAAACAUUUUUAAAUCUGGCCAUGAGAAAAAAACUGACCAGCCUUUUAUUUCCUAUUUUUUUUAAAACUAUGUUUUUUUUUUAAAGAGCAAUAAUUAAGCCAGACCUCACUAAAAUUCCUUUUUGUUUUUAUAGUGUUAAGUCAUAAGCUCUAAUAUGUUACUCUGACAAGUAGCAAUGCCACAACAGUUUGUGUGUAGAUGUUAGGCACAUUAUCUUUGCUUCUUUUAAUAGACUAGUGUUGACUUUAGGGGGGAAAGUUUAUUCACAGACAAGCAGUGGGCAUAAAGUAAACAUGCAACUGUCUGAUAACUCACAAGGAUCCUUUAAAACUGCCAAGGGAACCUGCCAUUUGAAGCCAAACUCUAGAGGUGGGUAGUGGGCACCAUCGUUAUAUGGUUUAUUCUCCUGAAUAUUCUGAAGGGAUACUCAACAAAAUGUGCUGGCCACUGGGACACAAAUAAGAUCCCUGCUGCAAGGAAUUCAUUUUCAAGUAGGGGAGGCUGGCAUGGAGACAGACAUGCCCAGGAAAAUGAGGUCUGUGUUAGGUGGGAAGUCCUGACGGGUAAAAUGGGAAGACCCAGGAAGGCCACCUUGCCUGAGGAUUUCCAGGCUUCCCAUGGCAGGCACGGACUGAAAGCAGCUGGGACGAGACUUCGUGUGUCCCCGGGGCACAGUGGUAGCUAGCUAGGAUGGCUGGUGAGUGGAGCGGUUUUAUGAGGGGCACCAAAAAUGGAACCGACUUUGCAUCGGGUAGUGAUAUAGACAUGAGAGAGACCAACACCGUAUUUCCUAAGAGGAAACAGCCCUCAGGACCCACCGGCAGGUUUUUGUUCUGUUUUGAAGGAAGCCAUGGACCCACCCACCUUACACCUACAUUUGAAAACGGAGAAUUUGCAGCUGAUUGGGAAGCCUAGGAGGUCACACAAUUCAUGGACUCGCUUUAGAGGCAGACCAAUUGGCCGUUGACUACAGUCGAUUGAACCAGAAGCAUGAACUGCAUUGUGCAGAGUUCUAGAGCCCAGUCCCUUGGUCCGUGCUCCGUGUGUGGAUAAGGCAACAAAUGCAGAGUUUCUGUGACCCCACCCUAGCCUCAAAGCUGCUUAACUAUGGCCCCUACAUGGCCAACAUUUGCUUGUUCCCCCUGCUGCCUUCUGAUGACUGCUCUGCUCAUUAAAAUGUAAAUUAACAGUUCCCUUGCAAGAGCCAGAUUUUCUCUGUGCUCUUGAGUUUUUUAUUCCUUACGAAAACAUUGGGCUUUGUACAUAGCACCGUGCUAGGCUCUGGGAUCCCAAAUGAACCCCUUUAACCUUCUGAAAAUGCAAUAGACCCCAGGAGGAGAGUCCUUCCCACCUAAUCCAUCGAGAGGAAGAGGCUUGUCGGAAAAAUGGGCCUCUGAUGCUCAUCCCUGCCCCCAAAUAGCACGCAAGCUUGUUAAUCUCAACUAUAACAAAUGUUUAGAUGCUGUAGAUGUUAAAAGCUUUCCUGAAAGUGUUCCUUUCCACAGUGUUUUAUAGAUGCUCCCAUUCCUCCGGAGCUGAUUACUGACAUGCCUUGGCUUUCUCAUCCAGAAAUUAUGGAAACAGGGUCUGUCAGUGGUAGGAGGCUGGGCUGUGUUCUACUCAGAUGACACAAUGCGAUUUCCUUGCCUCUUUACACUUCUGCAUGCUGCCCACCCUAGACGAUGACAUAUAAGCAGUAUAUAGAUCAGUGUCCACAUAUAUACACAACACACAUACACACACACACAAAGCAUCACAAGAAACACUAGAACAGUGUUGACUCAUGUCUCUGAAGACAGUUAAACAUUUUUCCAACUAAAUAAUGGAUGUAAUUAAACUAUGUAUUGAAAAAAAAAUAGCCUAAGUGUUUAGAGAUGGUGAAUAUAUCCAGUUUUAGUGACAGAACCAAUUUCCUGAAUUUUAAGCAUUCAGUGAGUGAGCUGCCAAUUUUGAUUUUGUGUUGCCCUUUACCCAAAGGACUUUUUUUUUUUUUUUUUUGGAGGAGGAGGGGGGGAAAGCAGCAAUACUGUGUUUGAGAAUUAUACUCUGUAUCUGGCUCUCCUGCGUAUGUUAACCACUUAAAUGUUAUUAUCCUGCUUCAGUUUUAUAGUGAUUGUGAGGCAUUCAAUGCAAGUAUACAAUUAUUUUCUCAUUAAAACCCAGUGUGUGCUGCGUUUUUAUAAA
Messenger RNA from Zalophus californianus (California sea lion), 7958 nucleotides. It is a transcript of the gene PALM2AKAP2, whose product is annotated as PALM2 and AKAP2 fusion. Gene Ontology annotation, biological process: regulation of cell shape. The transcript is spliced from 12 exons. NCBI's taxonomy places the organism in Eukaryota, Metazoa, Chordata, Mammalia, Carnivora, Otariidae. Gene Ontology annotation, cellular component: membrane. Bases 150 to 4124 code for a protein of 1324 amino acids. The record is from RefSeq and is a predicted model, not a curated record.